This is a messenger RNA of Lobosporangium transversale, 1373 nucleotides long. RefSeq lists its product as hypothetical. Bases 310 to 1248 code for a protein of 312 amino acids. Gene Ontology annotation, cellular component: cytosol; perinuclear region of cytoplasm; nucleus. The transcript has a single exon. Lineage: Eukaryota; Fungi; Mortierellomycota; Mortierellomycetes; Mortierellales; Mortierellaceae. Gene Ontology annotation, biological process: nucleocytoplasmic transport; activation of GTPase activity. The record is from RefSeq and is a predicted model, not a curated record. Gene Ontology annotation, molecular function: GTPase activator activity; small GTPase binding.
UAUGAUAUCCGAAACAGCACAAAGUUCUUUCAAAAGUACGGAAAGUGUAUGCUCAUCCUUUUACAGUGGUUCAAGUUGAGGAUGGGAACGCCCUCAUCUGCUUCUGUGUCAUCAUUCCCAAAAUUUACUCGACAUUGAUAUUGAUUGCUCAAUUGACUAUAUGAAAGAGCUCUCAAAGGAGUAUCCGGCCUUAAACAGCAUCACUUCAAUCGAGGACUACGCGGCACUUAAUGGGACGGAUCUCCAACAGCUGAGUACGUUCCUUAAAUCCGAUUACGGGAGAGGAACCUUGGAAAUUUGUAUAGGACCAUGACGGAAACAGAACGUGUCAAAUGGGUCUGUGUCGAACACUACCGUUCUACAUAUGGAGCGGAGGAACAGAGUGUGUUUGAAAAUGUAAUGAAGAUGACAGGUGCUAAAUAUGACUCGCAACUUGGCAAAGUGGCUAUCGCAUUCUAUUCCAGAAAGAGAGCUAGAGAAUUCUUUGGUGCCUUGACCAAUGCAAAACAUGUCUACGAGUUGGAUAUCAAAUUCCAUCGGGUUUGGUCCAAGGCUGAUCUUGAAGCAUUAGUGAAUGUUCUAAGAAUGUCGAGUGUAAUGAUUCUUCGACUCGAACUUGGAUGGGCUCAAGGGAUCGUUGCCAGGAAACUACGUUCAACAUAUGAAGUAUAUGAAAUCCUUGGUCAUAUAAUAGAAAUUCGCAAAAUGAAAACGAUCCGAAUUGUACUACCUCCAGAUCUCAUCAAGCUUUCCAAGCUACCAAACAGAAAGCCACCACACCUUCAUGAGUUGUCUUUUGAGAUGCGGCCUCGAGAGAUUGGAAAUGAUGAUCUGCGGAUACUUUUUAAUUCACUCAAAACCAAUACGACUUUAACGCGCUUGGAAUUGGUUGAUAAAUCAAUUAGGAAUGAAGAAUUUCUGGUACUCUUAGAAGCACUCAAGACCAAUACAACUUUGACCGAUUUAUGGUUGAGAUGGGGUUCGAACUCAAUUGGGGAUGAACGGACUCUGGCACUCUCAGCGGCACUCAAAUCUAAUACGACUUUGACACACUUGGAAUUGAGCCUCAACGCGGUUGGAGAUGAGGGAGCUCUGGCAUUCUCAGUGGUACUCAAGAGUAACACGACACUAAUCAAUUUAAAUUUAAAUUGCAACUCGAUUGGAGAUAAAGGAGCUCUUGCAUUGUCCGAGGCCCUUAGGGUUAACACGACUUUGACCGCUUUAGACCUGAGGAGCAACUCAUUUUGAAAGAAGGAGCUCUGGCGCUGUUAUAUGCGCUCGAGACAAGCCCGACUUUGGCUACUUUGGGUUUGUGGGGUGGCUUUUUUGGAAAGAAUAAAACUUUUACACUGAUAGGGGUACUCGAGGGCUAU